AUGCUGCGGAUGGUAUCUGCGGUUCUCCAGUUCGGCAACAUUGUACUAAAGACAGAACGGAACACUGAUCAAGCCACCAUGCCUGACAACACAGCUGCGCAGAAGCUCUGCCGCCUCCUGGGAAUGGGGGUAACAGAUUUCUCUCGAGCCCUGCUCACCCCCCGCAUCAAAGUUGGCCGAGAUUAUGUGCAGAAAGCCCAGACCAAGGAACAGGCUGACUUUGCACUGGAGGCCCUGGCCAAAGCUACCUACGAGCGCCUCUUCCGCUGGCUGGUCCUGCGCCUCAACCGUGCUUUGGACCGUAGCCCCCGCCAGGGCGCCUCCUUCCUGGGAAUCCUGGACAUCGCAGGCUUCGAGAUCUUCCAGCUGAACUCCUUCGAGCAGCUCUGCAUCAACUACACCAAUGAGAAGCUGCAGCAGCUCUUCAACCACACCAUGUUCGUCCUGGAGCAGGAGGAGUACCAGCGCGAGGGCAUCCCCUGGACCUUCCUCGACUUUGGCCUCGACCUGCAGCCCUGUAUUGACCUUAUUGAACGGCCGGCUAACCCCCCUGGGCUCCUGGCCCUGCUGGAUGAGGAGUGCUGGUUCCCAAAAGCCACGGACAAGUCAUUUGUGGAGAAGGUAGCCCAGGAGCAGGGCAGCCACCCCAAGUUCCAGAGGCCUAGGCACCUGCGGGAUCAGGCUGACUUCAGUGUCCUGCACUAUGCAGGCAAGGUUGACUACAAGGCCAAUGAGUGGCUGAUGAAGAACAUGGACCCUCUGAAUGACAAUGUGGCCGCCCUGCUUCACCAGAGCACAGAUCGGCUAACAGCGGAGAUCUGGAAAGACGGAGACAUCGCUGGGAAGCUGGAGCCACGGCUGGUGCUGGACCAGCUACGCUGCAACGGUGUCCUGGAAGGCAUCCGCAUCUGUCGCCAGGGUUUCCCCAACCGUAUCCUCUUCCAGGAGUUCCGGCAGCGGUAUGAAAUCCUGACACCCAAUGCCAUCCCCAAGGGCUUUAUGGAUGGGAAGCAAGCCUGUGAGAAGAUGAUCCAGGCCCUGGAGCUGGACCCCAACCUCUACCGUGUGGGACAGAGCAAGAUCUUCUUCCGGGCAGGGGUCCUGGCCCAGCUGGAAGAGGAACGGGACCUGAAGGUCACAGACAUCAUCGUGUCCUUCCAGGCAGCUGCCAGGGGAUACAUGGCUCGCAGGGCCUUUCAGAAGCGGCAGCAGCAGCAGAGUGCCCUGAGGGUGAUGCAGCGGAACUGUGCGGCCUACCUCAAGCUGAGGCACUGGCAGUGGUGGCGGCUCUUUAUCAAGCUUGAAGAGGAGCGCACCCACCUGGCAGAACAGCUACGAGCAGAGGCAGAGCUGUGUGCUGAAGCUGAGGAGAUGCGGGCACGGCUGGCAGCCCGCAAGCAAGAACUAGAGCUAGUCGUGUCGGAGCUGGAGGCUCGUGUGGGCGAGGAGGAGGAGUGCAGCCGGCAGUUCCAAACUGAGAAGAAGAGGCUGCAGCAGCAUAUACAGGAACUAGAGACCCACCUCGAGGCUGAGGAGGGGGCAAGGCAGAAGCUGCAGCUGGAGAAGGUGACAACAGAGGCAAAGCUGAAGAAAUUUGAGGAGGACCUGCUACUCUUGGAAGACCAGAAUGCCAAGCUGAGCAAGGAAGAGAAAAUCAAGAGCCUCAAUAAGCUGCGACUCAAAUAUGAGGCCACAAUUGCAGACAUGGAGGACCGCCUGCGGAAGGAGGAGAAGGGCCGCCAGGAGCUGGAGAAGCUGAAGCGGCGAUUAGAUGGGGAGAGCUCAGAGCUGCAGGAACAGAUGGUGGAGCAGCAGCAGCGGGCAGAGGAGCUGCGGGGCCAGCUGGGCCGCAAGGAAGAGGAGCUGCAGGCUGCGCUGGCCAGGGCAGAGGAUGAGAGUGGGGCCCGAGCUCAGCUGCUCAAAGCCCUGAGGGAGGCACAAGCAGGCCUGGCCGAGGCCCAGGAGGACCUGGAAGCUGAGCGUGCAGCCAGGGCCAAGGCAGAGAAGCAGCGCCGGGACCUGGGUGAGGAGCUGGAGGCACUGCGGGGAGAGUUAGAGGACACGCUGGACUCUACCAAUGCGCAGCAGGAGCUCCGGUCCAAGAGGGAGCAGGAGGUGACGGAGUUGAAAAAGGCUCUGGAGGAGGAGACACACAUUCAUGAGGUGGCAGUGCAGGAGCUGAGGCAGCGCCAUGGCCAGGCACUGGGAGAGCUGGCUGAGCAGCUGGAGCAGGCUCGGAGGGGCAAAGCUGCAUGGGAGAAGACCCGGCUGGCCCUGGAGGCUGAGGUGUCUGAGCUGCGGAUGGAGCUGAGCAGCCUGCAGACUGCACGUCAGGAGGGUGAACAGCGGAGGCGCCGCCUGGAGUCCCAGCUGCAGGAGGUGCAGGGCCGGGCUGGAGAUGGGGAGCGGGCACGAGUGGAGGCUGCUGAGAAGCUGCAGCGAGCCCAGGCUGAACUUGAGAAUGUGUCUGGGGUGCUGAGUGAGGCUGAGUCCAAAGCCAUCAGGCUGAGCAAGGAGCUAAGCAGCACGGAAGCCCAGCUACAUGAUGCCCAGGAGCUGCUGCAGGAGGAGACCAGGGCGAAGCUGGCCUUGGGGUCCCGGGUGCGAGCCAUGGAGGCUGAGCUGGCAGGGCUGCGGGAGCAGCUGGAGGAGGAAGCAGCUGCCAGGGAGCGGGUGGGCCGUGAGCUGCAGACCUCGCAGGUGCAGCUCUCAGAGUGGAGGCGGCGCCAGGAGGAGGAGGCAGGGUUGCUGGAGGCAGGGGAGGAGGCCCGGCGCCGGGCGGCCCGCGAGGCUGAGACCCUGACCCAGCGCCUGGCAGAAAAGACAGAGGUAGUGGAGCGGCUGGAGCGGGGCCGCCGCCUGCUGCAGCAGGAGCUGGAUGACGCCACCGUGGACCUGGAGCAGCAACGGCAGCUCGUGAGCACGCUGGAGAAGAAGCAGCGCAAGUUCGACCAGCUCCUGGCAGAGGAGAAGGCAGCUGUACUGCGAGCGGUGGAAGAACGUGAGCGGGUCGAGGCAGAGGGCCGAGAGCGUGAGGCCCGGGCCCUGUCCCUGACACGGGCACUGGAAGAGGAGCAGGAGGCACGUGAGGAGCUGGAGCGCCAGAACCGGGCAUUGCGGGCCGAGCUGGAGGCGCUGCUGAGCAGCAAGGAUGAUGUCGGCAAGAGCGUGCAUGAACUGGAACGAGCCCGCCGGGUGGCGGAACAAGCAACCAAUGACCUGCGAACACAAGUGACAGAACUGGAAGAUGAGCUGACAGCAGCCGAGGAUGCCAAGCUGCGCCUGGAGGUGACUGUGCAGGCUCUCAAGACACAGCACGAGCGUGACCUGCAGGGCCGCGACGAGGCUGGUGAGGAGAGGCGGAGGCAGCUGGCCAAGCAGCUGAGGGAUGCAGAGGUGGAGCGGGAUGAGGAACGGAAGCAGCGUGCUCUGGCUGUGGCCGCCCGCAAGAAGCUGGAGGCAGAACUGGAGGAACUGAAGGCUCAGACAGAAGCUGCUGGGCAGGGCAAGGAGGAGGCAGUGAAGCAGCUUCGCAAGAUGCAGGUCCAGGUAAAAGAGCUAUGGCGGGAGGUGGAGGAGUCACGCAGCUCCCGGGAGGAAAUCUUUGUCCAGAACCGGGAGAGUGAGAAACGCCUCAAGGGGCUGGAGGCUGAGGUGCUACGACUGCAGGAGGAACUGGCUGCCUCAGAUCGCGCCCGGCGGCAGGCUCAGCAGGAUCGGGAUGAGAUGGCAGAUGAGGUGGCCAACGGCAACCUUAGCAAGGCAGCCAUUCUGGAGGAGAAGCGUCAGCUGGAGGGGCGCCUGGGGCAGAUGGAAGAGGAACUGGAGGAGGAGCAAAGCAACGCAGAACUGCUCAAUGACCGCUACCGCAAGCUGCUCCUGCAGGUAGAGUCAUUGACCACAGAGUUGUCUGCUGAACGCAGUUUCUCAGCUAAGGCAGAAAGUGGGCGGCAGCAGCUGGAACGACAGAUCCAGGAGCUACGGGGACGCCUGGGUGAGGAGGAUGCUGGGGCUCGGGCCCGCCACAAGAUGAUCAUUGCUGCCCUUGAGUCUAAGCUGGCACAGGCUGAGGAGCAGUUGGAACAGGAGAGCAGAGAACGCAUCCUCUCUGGUAAGCUGGUGCGCAGAGCUGAGAAGCGGCUUAAAGAGGUGGUGCUCCAGGUGGAGGAAGAGCGGAGAGUGGCCGAUCAGCUCCGGGACCAGCUGGAGAAAGGAAACCUUCGAUCGAAGCAGCUGAAGCGGCAGUUAGAGGAGGCUGAAGAGGAAGCUUCCCGGGCUCAGGCCGGCCGUCGGAGGCUGCAGCGUGAGCUGGAGGAUGUCACAGAGUCAGCUGAGUCUAUGAACCGCGAGGUGACCACGCUGAGGAACCGGCUCCGACGCGGUCCCCUCACCUUCACCACACGCACAGUGCGGCAGGUCUUCCGACUGGAGGAGGGUGUGGCAUCCGAUGAGGAGGCUGAGGAGGCAGAGCCGGGGUCUGGGCCACCACCCCCAGAGUCUGACAGCCCCCCACCAGCCCAGUCCCAGUGAUCUCACCCUGCACCCAGAUGCACUAAUGGACAGGGCCUGGGCCCAUCCCUCCCUUGCCCCCAUGGGCACCUAUCCCAGGAACUCUGCCCUCUGCCUUAUUGCACUUUGGAAAUGGUGCCACCCUCUGGCACUUUGGCAUUUAUCAACUCCACCCUGUGCCCCCUGAGAUCUCCCAUCAACCAAUGACCCCUAAACACAGAGGAGCAAACCAGGUAGGGAGGCAAGGACUGGGCUCUUUUGCUUGGGGGAAGAUUGGAUGUAAUUGGCAAGAUGUGGCCCCAUCAGCUCCCUGUCCUUUCUUCAGUUGUUAAUGACCUAUAUAUAUUAGAAAGGGAGCAAGGUGGGCUCCCCAUUUGCUCUGCUCCUCUCUGUCUCUGUCUCUCUGUUUGUUCCUCUCUCAUGGUCUGUCUUUCUCUCUAAGUCUCUCUCCCUCUCUUUCUCUUCUCUCUCCAUGUAACCGCUCUCCUCCCUCCAUUUCUGCCCCCACCAUUGAACUUCUAAGUGACAGGCCUCCACCAGCGUUGGACCCUUACAAAGGGGUGGGAUAAGGGCACUCCUCUCGUUUCCUCUCCCUCCCCAGACUCUGCUCUCCUAUCUGGAUGCUUUGUGUGAUCUUGUUUGGAGUUUGCUGUGGGAUCUGGAGGAGUCUCCCUUACACUCUCAGCCUCCA
Messenger RNA from Galeopterus variegatus (Sunda flying lemur), 5200 nucleotides. It is a transcript of the gene MYH14, whose product is annotated as myosin, heavy chain 14, non-muscle. Gene Ontology annotation, molecular function: cytoskeletal motor activity; ATP binding; protein binding. Bases 1 to 4530 code for a protein of 1509 amino acids. The transcript has 31 exons. Gene Ontology annotation, cellular component: myosin complex. NCBI's taxonomy places the organism in Eukaryota, Metazoa, Chordata, Mammalia, Dermoptera, Cynocephalidae. The record is from RefSeq and is a predicted model, not a curated record.